AUAUUCCGGUUGAUAAAUAUUAUAUUAUGGCAACAUGACUAAUGAACCUUAUGUACUAAGGCACUAAGCCUAUACUACAAUUAUUACAAUAAUAGAUUAAUUGCUAUCGAGUUUUCAGUUGGAGAAUUUCUUCUGCUUGGGUUCACCAUUGUCAGUGUUUUUGGCAUUACGUCAAAAUGAAAUAUUCAAAGAAAACUUAAACUUGUUCCCAAUGUGGUUGGCCAAAAAAGUAUAUAAUAUUUACCAUCCUACAGAUCCUGUUGCUUACAGGUUUGAACCAUUAGUUGCAAAAGAUUAUUGUCGCUAUAAACCUGUUGGUAUUCAGGCCCAUGGUAUCAAAUGUGAUUACUCUGAAGUUCCUUUAGAACUAAUUGGAAACAUAGAUACUAGCUUUGAAGAGACUAAUGGAACUGAAGCUAAAGCCCCAGAUGUAAAAAAAGAAAAUGAAACGUUCAUUCGUAGAAUAAGUACUUGGCUUAAUAUGUCAAGCAGCAAUGAUAGUAAAGCCAAUAGUUCAAAUCAGUUUGAAGUUAAUACCUGUCCACUAUCAAGAAAUAGUACUCCAGUUGAAAAUUUGAAUCACCGGUUAGAUUAUAUAUUGAGAGAUAGUAUCGGAGGAUCGGCCAGUAAUUAUUUGUCAAUGUUGUAUACACAUACGUCAUAUUGGUCAAACUACGACGUAGCAUAUUUCAUUUACACUAGGUAUCCCCGAACUAGAUAAGACAAUGGAAGAUUUCUAAAACC
Acyrthosiphon pisum (pea aphid) is the source of this 744-nucleotide messenger RNA. RefSeq names its product putative phospholipase C20G8.02, mitochondrial. Lineage: Eukaryota; Metazoa; Arthropoda; Insecta; Hemiptera; Aphididae. Gene Ontology annotation, cellular component: cytoplasm. The record is from RefSeq and is a predicted model, not a curated record. The transcript is spliced from 4 exons. Bases 212 to 721 code for a protein of 169 amino acids. Gene Ontology annotation, molecular function: metal ion binding; glycerophospholipase activity.